AAGAUGUCAUUCCUGGACAGCCUUGUGACUGUGAGACCUUCAGGCGCUGUAUCUUCUCUCACUGGUCUCGACAUUAAUAUUACUGGAGCUCCAUUCGUAGCUUGGGAUGAGCGGAUACCUUUUAUCACGGGUGAGAACAGGCUAUGCGGAAAUGGCUGUGAACGAAACACUGACUCCGGAUGAGCAGAGAGAACGAGUUUGGUUUCUCAUGAUAACCGUCACCACAGGACAACUAGAAGGUAUCUCGAAAUUCGUAGAUUAUGCUUUCGAUGCCACGUACAAUUAUACUAGGCUGGAGAAAGGAGAGCUCCCUCGUGUGCGCUUUGGUCGAAUCGACUAUCUCAAUGUUAUGAGUAUCACCACUAAAUGAGCUGUCUGUUCGUGAGUCUUUAACAUUUUGUAGUGUGCUCAUGUCCUUGACCUUCUAUCAGCUGAAUCUCAGAAAUGUCAAAGAGCCAUGGAAAUCCAUCUACAGCCCUGGUGGUGAACGCGAAUACAUUUUAGACUACCUGGUACAAUUUCUGUGGCUCACGUACACGACGAGCGGAGGUCUUGUGACUUUUUUUUCAAAUUUGCAUAAGUCUUUGCCUCCUCAGAACACUGCUAAGCCUGCACCCAAGCCUGUGUCUGCACCCGCAGCCCCAGAACACGCAAUCGUGUCGAGUGCGACGAAUACGAUGCAGAAGUGGUCUGCUAAAGGAAGGGGAAAUAGUUGGAUGUCUCGAAG
Molecule: messenger RNA, 727 nt
Organism: Suillus subaureus
Lineage: Eukaryota; Fungi; Basidiomycota; Agaricomycetes; Boletales; Suillaceae
Exons: 3
Source: RefSeq, a predicted model, not a curated record